Messenger RNA from Penicillium subrubescens, 1515 nucleotides. RefSeq names its product Zn(II)2Cys6 transcription factor. The record is from RefSeq and is a predicted model, not a curated record. Gene Ontology annotation, molecular function: DNA-binding transcription factor activity, RNA polymerase II-specific; zinc ion binding; transcription cis-regulatory region binding. Gene Ontology annotation, cellular component: nucleus. Bases 1 to 1515 code for a protein of 504 amino acids. Lineage: Eukaryota; Fungi; Ascomycota; Eurotiomycetes; Eurotiales; Aspergillaceae. The transcript is spliced from 6 exons. Gene Ontology annotation, biological process: positive regulation of transcription by RNA polymerase II.
AUGCGCUCCUCCGAAGCCGCCUGCCUGACAUGUCGUCAGAAGUCCCGUCGAUGUGAUCGUGGGCGGCCGAUGUGUAAACGCUGCAUCAGUAAGGGUUUGCAAUGCGGUGGGUACCCAGACAAGUUUCGCUUCUGCGGGAUCGCCAGCCGUGGCAAGUGGAAGGAUCGAGAUGCCCCGGUUGAUGUACAGGGUGCAUCUACAUCUGCAUCCGCCUCAGCUUCCCCCUCAUCAUCGAAUGUCUCAAAAAAGACUGUGUUCGAGCGAAGUGGGAUUUCAUCGAGUGCUUCUCCCCAUCAGAAGCCUGUAUCCCAGAAUUCGACCCCGAAUGAGCAGUCGGAAAUUAAGACAGUCCUCGGCUUGGAGGAAACGAAAUUACUUCUGAAACACUACGAUCACAUUAUCUGCCCUCAUCAGAUUGCCCAGCAGUCCGAUAAUAGGGACAAUCCCUAUCGCCGUUAUGUGCUGCCUCUGGCGUACGAACAGAUUGGCCUCCUUUAUGCCGUGCUUGGACUCUCUGCAUGCCACUUGGGUCAUUUGAGAUCUGAUAAGCACUUGUAUGAGACGACUGCUGUGAAUUAUCGGGUCAAGGCAAUUACUGCCCUAGGCGCAGGAAUCAGAAAAGUCUGCUCCGGAAGCUUCAGCGAUGAUGAGCGAGAUGGCGUGUUUGUAACAAUACAGAUCCUGCUGCUUCAUGAUAUUCGGGAAUCUGGCGUGUCGACGCAUGGCGCACAUAUAUCAGGCGCGCUGUCCAUUUGUUCACAGCUAAAGCUUGAUCAGCACUUGACCAUAAAAGAUGAGAGGACUGUGUUCUUCUUGGGCAAUCUUAUCUGGCUAGACAUUAUCCGAGCAUUUUCUGUGCCUGAACGAUUGUGCUUCACUCAAGAGCUUCGUCAAAAGUUGCUAUCACUAUGUGAUUUGAGAUUCGAGGAAGUGAAUGGCUGCCCGCGGGAGCUAGUUCUCAUCAUCGGUGAAAUUUUCGAGCAUGCCAAAGCCCAUUCAAGUGGCCGUCUGAGCACUGAAGAGUAUCAUACGCAAGUCCAAGCAUUGAUCCAAAAGAUGUACCUCUGGGAUAGCUCUCGGUGCUUCUUUCCCAGUGAAGAUCCUCUCUGGCGAUGCGUUGCAGAGGCCUUUCGUCAUACAUGCAUCUUACGAGCUUGGCGUCUUCUAGAUCCCACCGAACCCGCAUCGACGAUGCACAUACAGACAUCGGUCACGGCGAUCCUCGAUUCCCUUGCACAUAUCCCUGGAACCAACCCACUAAUAGAGAUCAACGUGAUGCCUCUAUUCAUAGCUGGUGCCGAUAGCCUCUCUCCUCACUCGCGUCAUUAUGUCCUCUUGCGACUUACAGAAAUUCAAGCAAGAGCUGAAAUGGGCAUGGCGGCACCUCAGUCAUUGCUUGAAAAGGUAUGGGAAGCUAGAGCCCGUCAGCCAGAAAAUGAUCAUAGUAAUGUUCCUUGGAUGGAUUUUACCCACAACGCCGACUCAAUGCAUCAGGAUGAUUAUUUGAUCAUUUAG